Nerophis ophidion (straightnose pipefish) is the source of this 4090-nucleotide messenger RNA. Its product is annotated as neuroligin-2-like. Gene Ontology annotation, cellular component: postsynaptic specialization membrane; synapse; cell surface. Gene Ontology annotation, molecular function: signaling receptor activity; neurexin family protein binding. Lineage: Eukaryota; Metazoa; Chordata; Actinopteri; Syngnathiformes; Syngnathidae. Bases 903 to 3392 code for a protein of 829 amino acids. The transcript is spliced from 9 exons. Gene Ontology annotation, biological process: postsynaptic membrane assembly; presynaptic membrane assembly; chemical synaptic transmission. The record is from RefSeq and is a predicted model, not a curated record.
ACAGCAGCAUCAGCAGCAGACGCCACAGUCCGCGCGCCGGACCGCAUCGUAACGCUUAUUCCCGCCCAUUCGGAGGGUUGACUUUGAGGCGUUAAUCCAAGACGUUUCGGCGUUUAAAACGAAAAAAGAAGGCUCCCAAAGCAGGGCCGUGUGAUCACAGGCGAGAGACAACUCCUCCGCCGAUGUCAUUUCCGCGUCCGCUGCUUCUGUCGUGGCUCGGCUGGGCCUCCAAAGGUGUCCGAAGCGAAAGCCGACAACGAGACGAUGAAUGAAUGAAUGCAUGAAUGUGCUGCCGUCCUCCGGGGAACGAGGGAGGCUCCGCGCGCACGGAUGUCCUCCAACAUCCUCAGUAUUAGCACAGUUUGAUUCUUCCUCGUCGCGUUAGUGUUAUUCUUCUUUGCUGAUCUGCUGUCAUUGUCACCCAGUCCCACCUGCUGGUCCAACCCAAGGAAGGAAGGAAGGACCGCUUUGACUGUCAAAGGCUUUCAUUUUACUUUUGUAUUUUUUUUUUUUUUUGUAGUUAGCAGCUGCUUGAAUUGGCUUUUUGAGGAGGGCAGAGGACACAAUCAGAAGGGACAAGGCAGAGAAAGGACGCCACUGAUUUGCCACCAGCCUGUGAGGACUUCAAUUGACCAGGUGCUGACGUAGAUGACGUCACUAGGACGGGACAUGACAGGUCGCAAGGGGAUGGACCAUAACGGGACCACGGCUGUGGAAGCCAAUGAAAAAGCCUUGCCUCCGCACUGACCUGGCGCCCCCGCAGAGGACCGCCCACCCUCUACAGCGCCCUCAGCACCCUCAUCCAUGUUCUCCUUUCACAUGGUCAGAGAAGCUCCUUUUGUAUUUUUUAUAACGUCUGCGUGUCGCUUCAGUCAACCGGCUUUGGACUCCGCUGCCUUUUGAUGAUCACGUCAUCAGCAGCCAUGUUUUUAUUUGUAGUUGCUAGCAAAGAAGAGAGAAAAAGGUCCGUCAUGGCCGACUGGUGCUUGAUGGGCCUUGCCCUCUUCAGCCUGGCCUUCAGUCAAAAAGUGGACCCGUCCAAGCACCCUGUGGUCACCACCAACUACGGCAAACUGCGAGGAAUAAAGAAGGACCUCAACAACGAAAUCCUGGGCCCGGUGGAGCAAUACUUGGGCGUGCCCUACGCCACCGCCCCAAUCGGCGACCGCCGCUUUCAGCCGCCCGAAGCCCCGGGCUCGUGGCAGGAGAUCCGCAAUGCCACCCAGUUUGCACCCGUUUGCCCCCAAAACGUGCACGGGGUGCUGCCGGAGAUCAUGCUGCCCGUGUGGUUCACAGACAACCUGGACGUGGCGGCGGGCUACAUCCAGAACCAGAGCGAGGACUGCCUCUAUCUCAACGUCUAUGUGCCGACCGAGGAUGGUCCGCUCACAAAAAAACUCGAUGAAUCUUCAGCCAACAAGCCUCGAGAUGAAGACAUUCGCGACCGCAGGAAAAAGCCUGUGAUGAUGUUCAUUCACGGAGGCUCCUACAUGGAAGGCACCGGAAACAUGUUUGACGCCAGCGUGCUCGCCGCCUACGGCAACGUCAUCGUGGUGACCAUUAACUAUCGUCUUGGCGUGCUGGGUUUUCUCAGCACCGGCGACCAGUCGGCCAAAGGCAAUUAUGGCCUCCUGGACCAGAUUCAGGCGCUGCGCUGGCUCAACGAGAACAUCGGCCACUUCGGGGGAGACCCGGAGAGGAUCACCAUCUUUGGGUCGGGUGCCGGGGCGUCCUGCGUCAACCUCCUCAUCCUGUCCCACCACUCAGAGGGGCUCUUCCACAGGGCCAUCGCCCAAAGUGGAACGGCCAUCUCAAGCUGGUCGGUAAACUACCAGCCCUUGAAAUACACCAAGAUCCUGGCCCGCAAGGUGGGCUGCACCUACACCGAAACCGCCGACCUGGUGGACUGUCUGAGGCGCAAAAACUUCAGGGAGCUGGUGGACCAGGACAUCCAGCCGGCUCGCUACCACAUCGCUUUUGGCCCCGUUGUGGAUGGAGAUGUGGUACCCGACGAUCCUGAGAUCCUCAUGCAGCAGGGGGAGUUCCUGAACUAUGACAUGCUGAUCGGUGUGAAUCAAGGCGAGGGGCUGAAGUUUGUGGACGACAGCGAGGACAACGACGGCAUCUCAGCAGCGGCGUUUGACUACACCAUCUCCAACUUUGUAGACAACCUCUACGGCUACCCCGAAGGCAAAGACAUCCUGAGGGAGACCAUUAAGUUUAUGUACACGGACUGGGCAGACAGGGACAAUGGCGACAUGCGGCGAAAAACCUUGCUGGCGCUGUUUACGGAUCACCAGUGGGUGGCGCCAGCCGUGGCCACGGCCAAGCUCCACGCAGAGUUCCAGUCGCCCGUUUACUUUUACACCUUCUACCACCACUGCCAGACCGAGACGCGGCCUGAGUGGGCUGACGCCGCCCAUGGCGACGAGAUACCGUAUGUUUUUGGUGUGCCCAUGAUUGGCGCCACAGACUUGUUCCCGUGCAACUUCUCCAAGAACGAUGUAAUGCUGAGCGCUGUGGUGAUGACAUACUGGACCAACUUUGCCAAGACUGGGGAUCCCAACUUGCCAGUGCCCCAGGACACCAAAUUCAUCCACACCAAGCCCAACCGCUUUGAAGAAGUCAUCUGGACCAAGUUCAACUCCAAGGACAAGCAGUAUCUUCACAUUGGCUUGAAACCCCGUGUCAGAGACAACUACAGGGCCAACAAGGUGGCCUUCUGGCUGGAGUUGGUGCCCCAUCUCCAUAAUCUGCAUGACGAGCUGUUUCCGACCACUCCCCGCUCCCCACUAGGCCCGGGCACCGGCCCCGGCACACCUAGAACCAGAACUACAGGCCCUCGCACCACUCACCGCCCCUACCCUACCUUCCCUUAUGACCCGGAGCCCGAUAGUUCCGAGCGUCCUCCCCGGGUUCUUUUUCCCGGUGACACCCGCGACUACUCCACGGAGCUGAGCGUGACGGUCGCCGUGGGAGCGUCCCUCCUCUUCCUCAACAUUCUCGCCUUCGCCGCCCUCUACUACAAACGCGACAAGAGGCACGAGAUGCGGCGCCACCGUCUCUCUCCUCAGCGGGGCGGCCCCGCCAAUGACCUGGCCCACAGUCAGGAGGAGGAGAUCAUGUCUCUGCAGAUGAAGCAUUCCGAGCAUGACGCUCACCACGACAUGGAGCCCCUGCGGCCCCACGACAUCCUGCGCCCAUCGUGCCCCCCCGACUACACGCUGGCGCUACGCCGGGCCCCAGACGACGUGCCUCUGAUGACACCCAACACAAUUACCAUGAUCCCCAGUACCAUCACCGGCAUGCAGCCUCUCCAUGCCUUCAACACUUUCCCUUCCACAGGCCAUAACAACACCCUACCACACCCCCACUCCACCACCAGGGUAUAGUAUGGCCUGACCUGACACAGCAGCACCCAAGGAAGACUGGCCGUGCGAAUCAUCGAGAAGUCCCCUGGAUGUGAGGUUUGACUGUCAAAGAACUACUCCACCUCCUCCGUCUUGUGCUGCCAAGCUGAGCAGCGCCCUCCAAUGGUGGCAUGCGAAGACGCAACUGAACUGCAAUGCAGCAAGUUUGGGAGAAACUACUAUUUUCAAGGAGGGUUUUCAAACCAGAGCCCCUUACCAUUUCUUGAAUGGACCUCUCGCCUUUUUAUUCUUUAUUGAUGUCUUGCUUCAUUCCUGAGUGUGUCAUUCUUAUUUUUCCUACAUCUGAAGCCCACUUUUGACAUGUGGCCCUGUCCAGUACUCUAUUGGACUAAAGUUUCCUAAAAAGGUGGUAAUCUUAUAUCUUCUACUUUCAUUCUACCAGCAUUUUUGGUGCCAAGGUCACAGUUGCAUUCUAGUGAAGAAGAAAAACAGCUACUGUAUAUUUACUGUCCACUAACAAACGUGACAAAAGUGCCAAACUGGCCCUUGAUUGUGUUUUCCUUUUCCUCCACCGCCUGUCUCUGUCUUUCUACCAUGUCCUUAAUUGUUGUUUCAUAUGUGCAAACAACUUUAGUUUUUGCUGAAAUUAUAUAGAGAAAUUAUAUAUAUAGUUAUAUACGUGUACAAACGAGAAAGUCUAUCGUUUUGCGGUGGGGGGC